Molecule: messenger RNA, 2111 nt
Organism: Pungitius pungitius (ninespine stickleback)
Lineage: Eukaryota; Metazoa; Chordata; Actinopteri; Perciformes; Gasterosteidae
Product: prostaglandin E2 receptor EP1 subtype-like
Exons: 3
Coding region: 255-1379 (374 amino acids)
Biological process (GO): positive regulation of cytosolic calcium ion concentration; adenylate cyclase-activating G protein-coupled receptor signaling pathway; inflammatory response
Cellular component (GO): plasma membrane
Molecular function (GO): prostaglandin E receptor activity; thromboxane receptor activity
Source: RefSeq, a predicted model, not a curated record
GCAGGGAGGCUGCCUGUUCUGAAAGGAGAGGUUCCACAUAGACUGGUAACGGGGGGAUAACUUCAGGGGAAUGAAGAACAGGACGUAUCACUUUGGAACAAAGUGAGAAACACAACCUGGAAUCGUUGGUUUUUAUCUGCUGCAGUUAUGAGUGUCUGUCCAGAUCAGAGGGAUUCUAAUCAUCUUCAUGGAUUUCCUAUUUCAGAGUGUCUUCUCAACCAGAGGAACCACAUCUGGCCCGGGGCCCGGCGGUGAUGCUGGCCAUGCAGCGCUACAACUGCUCGGGCGUGAUCGCCCCCCUUCCUCUCUUCAACGGCACCGCCGCGGCGCAGGAGCCGCAGGCCGCGGCCUGCAACGCCACCCGUCCGCCGGGCAACCCCGCGUCCGCCGGCCUCACCAUGACCCUGGGCAUCCUGUUCAACGUGGUGGCCCUCAUCAUUCUCGCCAAGGCUUACAACCGCUUCCGGCGGCGCUCCAAGGCCACGUUCCUGCUCUUCGCCAGCUCCCUGGUGGCGACCGAUCUGGCCGGGCACGUCAUCCUCGGAGCUCUCGUGCUGAGGAGAUACUCGGAGGGCACCGGGUCGGCGGCCAACCCCGUCGUUCAGGGCGACAAUCCGGACUUGCCUUGUAUGUUCCCGGGGGGCUGCAUGGUGUUCUUCGGCCUCUGCCCGCUCUUCCUGGGCUGCGGCAUGGCCGGCGAGCGCUGCCUGGGCGUCACCAGGCCUUUGCUGCACGCCCGCCUUGUGACCACGGCGCGGACAAAGAUGGCGCUGGCCUUGAUCUGGCUGCUGGCUCUGUGCGUGGCCAUCCUGCCCUUCUUCAACCUGGGCGCCUACACUUACCAAGACCCAGGGACGUGGUGCUUCAUCAAGGUGGAGAGCACCAGGACGACGGACCUGGUCUUCGUGAUGCUGUUCUCCGGGCUGGCUUUGAGCUCCCUGGCCUCGGCCUUUGUGUGUAACACCAUCAGCGGGGUCGCGCUGGUGAGAGCCCGGCUAAAGAAAAGGUCGUGCUCCGGACGGCGCUCCGCCGGCUCCCAGGACACGGAGAUGGUGGUCCAGCUGGUUGGCAUCAUGGUCACCUCCUGCAUCUGCUGGAGCCCUCUGCUGAUCUUCGCACUGAUGUCGGCCAUAAGGUCCUACAGUGGCUUCCUGGUCGGGGAGAGAGACACUUACAGCGCUCUGAUGGUGACGGGUGUCAGGAUGGCGACCUGCAACCAGAUCCUGGACCCCUGGGUCUACAUCCUGCUGCGGCGCGCCGUCCUCAGGAAGAUCUACCGCGUCACCAAAAGACGGGCCAGUUUCAAGGGGAGCACGUUCCGCUCCAUUCGCUGGGAGGUCGGCUCCUUCCAGAACUCAGAGAAAAACACAAAGAUUUAAAUGGACCUAUACAGAGGAAGAAAGGGGACGCGUCACCUGUCACUUUUGACUCCGUCUCUCGUCCAGCAGUCCAUCAUCUGGAUUCAGUGUUCCUAAGAAAAGGAGCUGUCACCCUGGUUUAAGUGUGUUGGGGUCUUAAAUGGAACCAGAUUUGAAGCAUCACCGACCAGCUCGUAGAGUUGUUGUAUAAAGCGUGUGCUACGAAAGAAUUAAAGGAAGAUAACUCUUUAUUAAUUCUGGUAACAGUAACAUGGCUCUCGUGCAGGACAUGCGUGCACAGCAGUCCUGCACGAGAGCCAACGUGAAUGAAAAGUAUUACGUCAGUUGAAGUGUAAUGUGUUCAUGUUUUAUUGUUUUUGUGAAGUGAAGACUGUACCUGUAGUUUCAAAGCAAAGUUUUUUUUUUUUGUUCUCCAACAACAAUGCAAAAGUGAAUGACUUGUAUGAAUAUUCACACAAGAGAGCCCUAAAAAAGGAAUGACUGUGCUGUUACCUCAGCUUAAAGAUGUGAAAAACGCUGUGUAGUGCUGUGACAUGAUUGUUAUUGUGUGUUUGUAAAUGUGUCUCGGGACUGAAGUGAAAGUGCAAAUUCUGAUGGAAUGUGAUAUUAUUAACAAAAGGGAAGGUUUGAUUGAAAAAGAAAUGAUCUGUUCAUGUUUCAUCUUAUUCUAUUUCAUGAUUGAUGCCAUGGUUUUAAAGCUUUAUUGCGAUCAAGAAGGGUCAAGAAAAAUCA